Molecule: messenger RNA, 11229 nt
Organism: Parus major (Great Tit)
Lineage: Eukaryota; Metazoa; Chordata; Aves; Passeriformes; Paridae
Gene: SH3RF1
Product: SH3 domain containing ring finger 1
Exons: 12
Coding region: 196-2811 (871 amino acids)
Molecular function (GO): metal ion binding; protein binding
Source: RefSeq, a predicted model, not a curated record
GGCACGGGAGUCUCGGCGCUGCCGCGGCGGGAGCGGCACCGGUGGGGCCGGCGGCUCCUCACGGGAACAAAGCGGGGGCGGCGCGGCCACACGAGCACGGUCAGAAGAGGAAUGGAUGUAACAUGACACCCUUACAGUGCUCAAAACACACAAAUUCUGCAAAGAUUUGUUUUUUCAUUAAGUAAUACAAGGAAAAUGGAUGAAUCGGCUUUGCUGGAUCUGUUGGAGUGUCCUGUUUGCUUAGAACGCCUUGAUGCUUCUGCAAAAGUCUUGCCUUGCCAACACACGUUUUGUAAACGCUGCCUGCUGGGCAUUGUGAGCUCUCGCAAUGAGCUGCGAUGUCCUGAGUGCCGGACUUUAGUGGACUGCGGUGUUGACGAGCUUCCCAGUAAUAUUUUGCUUGUUAGACUACUGGAUGGCAUCAAACAGAGGCCUCGAAAACCUGGCGGUGGGACUGCUGGCACAAACGCUUUAAGGGUCCCCAUCAACACUGUAGCUAAUUGUGGAUCAAAGGACCUGCAGGGCUCCCAAGCUGGACAGCAGCAAAGGGUGCAAGCCCGGAGCCCUCCUGUUAGGGGUGUACCUCAGUUACCAUGUGCCAAAGCAUUGUAUAACUACGAGGGAAAAGAACCUGGAGAUCUUAAAUUCAGUAAAGGAGACAUCAUCAUUCUGCGCCGACAGGUGGAUGAAAAUUGGUAUCAUGGAGAAGUCAAUGGCAUCCAUGGCUUUUUUCCUACCAAUUUUGUUCAGAUUAUUAAACCUUUACCUCAACCUCCGCCUCAGUGCAAAGCACUUUAUGAUUUUGAAGUAAAAGACAAGGAAGCAGAUAAAGACUGUUUACCAUUUGCAAAGGAUGAUAUUCUGACUGUAAUUCGCCGCGUGGAUGAAAACUGGGCAGAGGGAAUGCUGGCUGACAAGAUAGGAAUAUUUCCAAUUUCAUAUGUUGAGUUUAACACAGCAGCCAAACAGUUGAUAGAAUUGGACAAGCCCUCAGGUUCUGCUGUUGACUCUGGAGAAGGUACCUCUGGGGCAGCCCACAACAAUUCAACCCAAAAGCACACUGAUGCUAAGAAAAACACCAAAAAACGACACUCUUUUACCUCCCUCACCAUGUCCAACAAGGCUUCACAGUCUUCUCAGAAUCGCCACUCCAUGGAAAUCAGUCCUCCUGUCCUCAUCAGCUCCAGCAACCCAACGGCAGCAGCCCGCAUAAGUGAGCUGACGGGACUGUCCUGUAGUGCCCCCUCUCAGGUUCAUAUUGGCACUACAGGGCUGAUUGUGACUCCACCCCCCAGCAGCCCAGUCACAACCGGGCCUUCCUUCACCUUCCCUUCAGAAGUUACCUACCAAGCUGCUCUUGGUAGUAUGAAUCCCCCACUUCCGCCACCACCUCUCUUGUCUGCUGCAAUCAUUGCAUCGGCCACUUCUGGACCUCAGUCUACAAGUGUCAUACAAAGGUCUGCAUCAGGAUCAACUGAUCAAGGUGCACAUUUACGACAACAAACUCGUCCAAGUGUGUAUAUUGCUAUCUACCCCUACACUCCUCGAAAAGAAGAUGAACUGGAACUGCGGAAAGGAGAAAUGUUCCUAGUAUUUGAACGCUGCCAAGAUGGCUGGUUCAAGGGAACUUCCAUGCAUACGAGCAAGAUUGGUGUUUUUCCUGGAAAUUAUGUGGCUCCAGUUACAAGGACGGGGACAAGUGCAUCACAAACAAAAGUUCCCAUGUCUAAUGCUGGCCAAACAGGACGAGUGGUGACUAUGGUCAGCCCUUCCACUGCUAGUGGAACAUCCCAGAAGCUCCAGGGGAAUGGUGUGGCAGUCAGCUCCAGCACAGUUCCCACAGCAGUUGUUUCUGCAGCACAUAUCCAAACCAGUCCACAAACCAAGGUCCUAAUGCAUGUGACGGGACAAAUGACAGUCAACCAGGCUCGAAAUGCAGUUAGAACAGUUGCCUCACAUAGUCAAGAAAGACCUACAGCAGCAGUCACGCCCAUACAAGCACAAAGUCCAACAUGCCUUAUUCCUGCAGCUGUGAUCAUUCCCCACCACUCUGUUGCCUCCCAGCAGCUCCAGCCCCAGCUUCCAAAUAGUGCUGCUUAUGUCACGGCUGUGAAUGUGAACCGCUCAACCGUCCCACUGGCAUGUACAGCAGCUUCUUUGAAUUCUCCUAACAUUGCUGCUUCAUCUCUGGAGGGAGAUAUCAGUGGAAAGACUGCAAACACUCACCCUGGAGCUCCUGCAUCUCCAGAGAGUGCUUUAACAGCUGGUGGAAAUGCUGCUGUCAGUAAAACAGACAAGGAUGGCAAGAAAGAAAAAAAAGGUUUGCUUAAACUACUUUCUGGAGCAUCCACUAAGCGCAAGCCUCGACUGUCACCUCCAGCAUCGCCCACCCUGGAGGCUGAGCAGGCCGCGGCAGAGUUGACCCUGCAAGGCGCCGUGGGGCCGGAGCUGCCGUCAGCAGGCGCUCACAGCAAACCCGGCUCCUGCGCCACUGACGCCGAGGCCUCUGGGCUGGCACAGGAGACACAGCAUCGGAAAGGCAGUUCCCUGGAUCCCUCUGUCCCAGUAGCCCCACCGCCUCGGCAGCCUUGCUCGUCACUGGGGCCGGUCCUCAAUGAAUCCAGGCCUCUUGUGUGUGAAAGGUACAGGGUUGUGGUAUCCUAUCCUCCUCAGAGCGAAGCAGAACUUGAACUUAAGGAAGGUGACAUUGUUUUUGUACACAAAAAACGUGAGGAUGGCUGGUUCAAAGGCACUCUGCAACGAAAUGGAAAGACUGGCCUUUUCCCUGGCAGCUUUGUAGAGAACAUUUGAGAAGAUCCAUUCCAAGAGCUCCAAAUUAUACUGUACUGUAAAAUAGCACAAAUAUUUUGCCAGAAAAAGCACAGUCAUGAAAUAUUUUCAAAUGACUGUAAUGUAAACAAAAGUCUACAUAUUUUUACAGUGUCUAUAGCACAAUUACACCAGCGAACAAAGGAGAUGAAGGCAUCUGCUGGUUUUAUCACUUUGAAUUCUUAAGUGUGAUGUGUGCCUUGUACUGUCUGAUUUAUUAUAUAGAGGAAUUUUUUUCCCCAAGUAUGUUACAUAAAUGAGCAAUUGUUUACAAGGCUGUAACUAAUUUAUUCUUGGGUUUUUUUUUUUUAAACUUGAAUUUUGUGUAAUAGCUAAAAUUCUUGUGACUAUGAUUUUAACAAAUUAUUAAUUUAUGAAAGAAUAACAAAGGGGAAGCUGGAUUCUCUCCUUAUGAGCAAGCAAUUAUAUCUGAUAAAGAGCCUCCCAUUUAUCCUCUGGACAUUUUUCCCCUGCUGUGUCUGACAGUAGAGUAAGUCUCUUGUAUGAGUUAAUGUUGAGUGGUGGUGAUGUGGCGUCAAAUAGAAUUUGCCAAAUGGGGAAAAGAUGUGUAUUUUCUUCUUUGGACAGAGAAAAAAAAAAUGUCAGUGGUGUUCGUGAGUCUAGUUUUACUUCUUCAUGAAUCACCUAAGUAGAGUAAUGUUUCCAGGAGGCAAAGAUUUAUGUGAACAACUGAACAAAACCAUCUCAAGGUUAGGAUCAUCUCAAGGAUAGGAAAGAAGAAAUUUAGGAGUGCCAACAAGAAAUCCCCUGUACCUUCUGUUCAUGUAAUAACUUGGCUAUUUGAGCAAAGCUUAGCUUUGUGUAUUUGGCCAGUUCUUUGGGCAUUUAGCGCUCAGGAUCCAACAAAAUUGGAAGGAAUGUUAAAGCCCAACAUAUAGAAUGACUAUAACUUGAAAACAUCUGUUUGAUAAGACUGAAUAUAAAAAUAAAAUUAUAAGUUGUACUUAAUGUCUAAAAAUGCCUAAGACGUGUAAUUUGCUGUUUUCUUCUCAAAAUGAUCUGCAUGGCCAAGAGAUGUUUUAAAAUGUCUGAGCAGUAGUGGUGGUAAGUGAUGCACUUGUGUUAAAGUAAAAGGCUGUAUGAAACACUGUGAAAACUUUACUAACUUCUUAACCAUUGCUACUUUGCUAUGUUCUGACUUUUUCUUUGUCUUGCAUGUGUUACUCAAUUCCUGCAGUAAUGUAACUGUGCAUGAUUGGCAUUUUCCAUUCCAGUUUCCUGUUGCUGGUUAUUUUGCUCUGAAAGUUUCCCAAAAGCCACUUGACCAAAACUAGUGAGUAACUCGCCUUCAACCAGAGAAGGUGUCCAGUGUUUGAAUCAUUAGUAAUUUUUUUUAUUGUCCUUGCAGCUGAUGGAUAGAAAGAAUGCAGCUUGCAAGAAGUAUGUUGUUAGUCUUUCAGGGUUUUUUUAGAGAUUUGACACUGGUGAACACGCGCUACUCAACUGAACUUGUUUUUUUAUUUUAUUAUUUGAUUAUAGCAGUUUAUUGGUGUUUUUUUUUUUUGUAAGACACUGACACCAUCAUCUCCAUUUAAAUCUGAUCUAAUUUGGCUGUUGCUCAGCACUUUACAAAGGGAAGCCAGUAAGGUGAUUCAGUGUCGCACAGUACAGUGAUCUGUUAAAUCCUUAUAAUUUUCUUAAAGUUAUACAUUGAAAAACAUCAAAUGUUAAUUACAGAGAUUUCUUGCAAUAUCAGGUAGUAUUGUGAUGGUCUUAAAAAUAAAAUAUAUAUAUAUAUAUAGUUGGACAUGACAACAUUCCCAAAUUAACCAUCUCUCUUAAACACUGUAUCAUUCAGUUUUUGCAUUUUAAAAUCUUUUAAAUAGUUUACUUGAAUAUUCAUGUAAUAUAUAAAGGUUUUGUGAAAUUAAUUUUAGUUAGAAAGAAGCUGAUAUCAGCUUUCGUCAGCAUAAAUUGGCACUAGUGUGUCGUAAUCUUAUUUUGGAAAAUUUAGUGCAUUUUAUAUUAAAGACUACUAAAGGUUAAUUUUUUUCUAUCUCUACUCUCCAUAUUUUAAACUAAGUGACUAAAGUACCUCUAUUAAUAGAAUUUAAUGAUGUAAAGUCAGUUAAAAAUCAGCUGUUAAUCCAAUAGUUCUGUUAGAUGGAAUACAUUUUUAAUUGAUUUUUUUAACAUUGAGUAAACGUUUGUAAAAAGGGCUUAUUACAUAGCAGUGCAACAAUGACAAAAAUGCAGUUUAUCAUGCCUUUUUUUGUGAUCUUUUGGGGUUAUUUUUGGUUUUGGCUUGGGAUUAAUUCAGUGUAGAAACAGAUAAACCCUGUGCAUUUGCUUUGUGUAAUUCCAUAAAAAAAAAUUUUGUAAGGUAUUUUAUAUCUAUGUUUGAAGUCCAGUGAAUGUUAAGUGUUUGAUUUAUUAUGUUAAACUUCUGAUCCUAAUAAAUAUUUUCUUAGCAAACAGUUACAGCAAAUAGUGUAUGCAAACAUUAAAUAUAAAUUACUUGUAAAGAAUUUGCCAAUAAAAUUCCCAGAACUUAAUUUCCAAAUUCCUAGGAGGGUAUUUCUGCUCACAGAGAAAAAGUGUUUGGAUUGCAUAAUAUAAGAAGCUUGGAAUGAUGACUAUAAUGCAAAAACUAGAGAGAACUGAGAACCUGGCUGAUCUUUUCCCAACUCCUUAUUUCAGUGAGUAACUUCAGAAAAGAGUAGCUAACUCCAUCUCAGUUUGUUCAUGAUGGAACAACAGUCUCAACAACAGAAUAUCAGGUGCACAAUAGUUACAAACUGCUUUCCCUAGAGGAAGAAGUGUCUGGGGUAAUGGACCUGCUGUGGAUAUAUUGGGAGAGGUUGAAGCAUCUGUCUGAACUUCCACUGUGGGCAGAAGUGUUGGUUGGCAAGAGACUCGUUUGCCUGAAGAAGUUUUCUGUGCACAGCAGUCAGGCAGCAACUGGCUAACAAGGAGACUUUGAUUUGCGUGUGGUUACAUGUCUGCUAUAUACACGUGGCCUCUGGGAAAAUGGAAAUUAAACCUAAAAGUGUUUGCAAAUGUUUGAGACUUGGUAAAUGUUGCUGCUACUGUGAAUAAGCUCAGUGUUAGUUAAGACUGACAAGGAGAACCUAAAUUGUACUAGCAGUGAAUGGUGCAGCAGUGGGUGCUCUCUGAAAGAAGGAGCAUCUUGUCUAACCUUCCUUAAUUAACGGGGUGAGGGGAGGGGGGAAGGCAAUACAAUUUGUAGAAAUGGAGUGUAUAGAAAAGAAAGAUUUAUUUUUAUUUUUUUUUUCAGAACUGUGGUCUGACAUCAGUGCAUCCGUAGAAGAAAAGUACACACAAACAUGGCUGUGUAGCCAAAGUAAGAUUAUUUCUUUGGGUUGUCUUUUUUGUUUGUUUGCUUGUUUUGCACUGUAAUUAUUGAGUAAUUCUAAUAAUGUUGUUAACAUUUGGCUUGCCAAAGGUACAUGAAAUCCUGGUCACCCUCACUUCAUUACCUCUGCCAUAUAGCAGUAAUGACAAUUAUGAUAGUUUUGCAUAGGCUUAAAAAUAUGGCUUCUGACCAUUUUGGCUUUUUUUAGAGAGCUGACAAAAUAUUAUAUCUGGCUUGUUCUUUCCAAGUAGCUUUAAGCAAAUAUGUUUAAAGGUGCACAUUGACCUCAAUGAAACACAAGAAUCCACUUGUCUAGUUAAAAAGAUUUGUGUCUGCCAUUACUAAAGCUCCUACAGUGUAGUCUUUCAUAUGUGUACACAAUUGUGGCAUCACUGCUUUCUGUAGGAUACACCAAAUUUUUUUGGAUUCCUACUAUGCUUCUGCAAUACGUAUACUUCUCAAAUCAUGCUCAGGUGCUCAUUCCCUGCACUUGGUUAAUAAUGGUAAAUCUUAAGCAGAUUUGAAGUUUGAUUUGAACAAAACCAGUGUCAUAACUCUUUUGAAUAACAACAACAACAACACUACUAAUGGUAAUGCUUUUUUAUUUGCAUACUUGCAGUAUUUGUAUACGGGAACAAAAGAGCUGAGAAUGCUCAUGAUGAAUGAUGAGAACAUGGACAUUAGAUGUGGGAGAAAAUUAGAAAAAGGAUUUGGAAGAUCUGUAUAUGGGACCUGAAUCUUAACUAACAUGGUGAUCUUACCUUAGUUAUUAGAGUCAAGCUCUGUGAAAAGACCUGAGAAGAACUUGGAUGUCUAAGGAUGAAGAUGCAGCCUUCUGUCUUUAUCCAGUCUCUUAAGCUUGUAUUUGUUUGGUCCUCAUGUCUAGAACAACUGCUGUUCUGUCAAAUACAUUUGAAAUCCAAAACUAAGCGUCUGUAUUUCUGAAUUUAGUUGCUGGUUUGCAUUAAUAAACAGGAGUAGUGUCCACUUUCUAUGUAUUUUAUGCAGUAACACAAACAUUGUAGGACUGAAUCUCUUGGGAAAUGCAAUGCAUUCUUCUUCCACAGUGUCAUCCAAACAGCUCUUACUUUCUGGGAGACAAACUUGUUGGCAACCUUGAGGUAAGCACCUGCUCUUGAAAACUUGAGGUGUCACCUUUUUGCAUCUGUUUCCUCCUUUGCCAAUUGACGAUUCCUGUGCUUCUGAGGUACAUGGUGUAAAACUUGCUUUCAAAGUGAAGGCUGACUGGUUUUUGUGAGUUUGAAAUGUAUUCUGAUGGAUUAGAUCUGCCUCCAAGUAGGAUCAUCAACAUCUAAACCCUUCUAGGAGGAGUCUCCUCAAGCCCACCUUCUUUGGGAGAGAGACUUAGCUGAUCUAUUUUAGCAGCUGAAGAGAGCACUUUGUUCAGAAUCAUCCUGGUGAAAGGAGCAAAACAAAAUGAAUUUGCUAAUACCCAAUCUGCAAUGUGCAAAAGCCAUUCAAAAUGUUACAUAAUGAGUAUUUCAUGUAUGCCUAUCAAAUCAGAGUGGUUGCACUCUACAUAAUGUUAGCGGAUCUCAGAAACUAUUAUCUAUGUUGUUUCAACUAUACUCUUUUCUCUCAGCUGUACUAUUUUGCUAAAAAGUGGCAAAAUCAGUUCUUAACUGCUCUACUGUUCCUACUCAGUGGAGUAAAGAAAAUUUAGACACAGUGACAUUAGCCCCAGAUUUCAAUUAUUCACAGUUCUAACAAGCUCUUUAAAAUUCCCCUUAGCACAUGUAAAUGAAUAGUGCUUGGCUGCACUGUGCACCCAACUCUAGUGCCCACAUGGUUCAGGUUACAUGGCCCAGAAGCCUUCUGAUGUUUGCAUCUAGUAGUCAUUCAGAUCAAAACCAGUUCACAGGAUGUCCAAACACUAACUACAUUCUCAUUUCAGAGUAGUGAGAACAGCCUGUACAGCAGUGCAGAGAGUGGAAAUUUGGCUGGCACAUCAAGACAAAAUACAAAAAUACAAAUGCACUUCAAAUACACUACAAAGGCAGAAGGAAAAAUGUCAGGGUUUUAAAAUAUCUGUGCAGGUGUUUUCUUGUCUCUGCUACCUUAGAUAGAACCCCAUUUCACAAAGCAAAUGGACUUUAAUUCCUGACUCCCCUAAAGCUCCCCCUUCCCUUUCCCCCCCUUCCCAGAAAGGAAAGCAACAUAAGCCCUUAGAAAUAUCCAGAUUCUUUGGCAUUAGAACACAUGGUUGGAUUCUCAAUUACUCCAAAUCAGUGCUACUUCAUUGAUUUCAUUAAACUUUGCUGGCAUACACUGAAUAUGCCCCCUACUGUUAAAUAGUGAAGGAAAAUAUCUGCCCUAAAGGAAUGAAUAUGUUUGAAAGAAACUGAGCUGGAUGAUUUUCAUACUUGGAAAAUACAGAGCUAUUCUGGCUGUGUUAUGCUUCUCUCAAAAACAUUUGUCCCACUGGUACAGCUGAGGCACUAGAUCAAAGAUGACGCCUUUUAGCAGCACUGUAAAGCAUAGAAGGCUUGCUCAGUUUUCAACCAAACGUAUAAAUUUCCAGAUCCACAAUUACAUAGUAAGCUUUGGUUGGCUAACAGCUGCUAGUCCCAAAAUCUUUUGUGGUUAGUUGCUGCUGUAUUUUCUCAUGGUGUAUCUGCAAAUGCUUGGGAGAGGAGAUGAGUCAGCAGCAGGAUAACUUUAAAGUGGUCAUCGACUUUGUUCUCCACAACAAGGGACGUGCCCUAGGUCAAAUUUCUUAUUUCAGCUGGUUGAACUUCUGAAUAAGCUGAAGAAUGUUAGCUCUAAAAAGUUUACAGUUCAAAGAAUUUCUCUCCACUCCUCUGAUAGGCAAUCUUAGGGUGUCUUUUGAAUACACACAGAUCAGGAAAAUCUCCUUAUUUUCUUGCUUAUCAAAGCAUUACUGUACACUGCUAUCCAGCUUCUAAGUUUAUAGUACACAAGUAACUAUAUGCCCCUGCAGUCACUGAAAUUCUUUGCAUUCAGUAAUUUAAAAUCUGUGAUACACAAUAUAGCUUUUUUACAAGGAUAAAGUUUAAUAGUUUUUUAAAAUGAUGUACUACUGGGCUAUGUAAAGAUCAGCAUUUUCAUGAAAGAUAAGAGCACAUGCUAAGAGAUAAGCAUUUUAAAAAUUAAAAAAAUCAUCCUGCCUAGGCAUUCAGUGAUUGAAUACUUGCACCAAAUGUGUAUUUCUUAAUACUGAAUGGGUUGUAUCUGCCACAGACAUAAAAUUCUCAGAAAGCUAGAGAGUGUCUGUUGAGAAUAAAUAACAUUUUUAUUUUAUUUUGCAAUAAACAGGAAAAAGAGAGCAAGAAUAAGAUGGCCUUGGAAUUCUGCCUAAAGAACCAGAGACUGGUUCAGGACCAAAUUUGAAGUCCAGUUGUACAUGCCACUGUUUGGAUAUCCAUAUCACUGUUUGGAGGUCUGCCAUAGCUGUUCUUAAGAAAAUGGCAGAUGUAUUUCUCAUUUGUUCUUUACCUUACCCAGAAUACUCCUUGUUAAGGAAAUCCACAUAACUUAGUGUCAAAUGCAGAUAAAAUUUGGCCACAGUGGCAAAACACAACAGUGCUCUUGUAAUUUUGUUUAUCUGAUUUGCCAGUGUUAGUGAAAACUGAGAUGAUCAAAGAAAAGUUAACUACUAAAAUAUAAAAUUCUGUAGAUGAUAUUUCUCAACACCAUGCACUGUUCUCAGCACAGGAUCAGCAGGCUUGAGCAUCAGUUUCUGAGACUGGGAAAGAUACACAGUUCUCUUUGUAAAGGCUGACAUGUCAGCAGUGAAUGUGCCAGUGGGGAGUGGGUGGGAGGAGAAACAGCCCAGUAAUUACAGAGAUCAGUGAAACAUUGUCUGGUCCGACCACAGCUAUUUUGGAGUUUUUAUUUUACAAUACGCUAUUCCAUUGUAAAUGAUGCUAACUCCUCUCCCACAGUAGUUCAGGGAGGUUUGUUGUAAGCAGAUGUGACCAAGUGUUUGGAUGUUAGAAGAUGAGGACCACAACAGAACUAAGCUGGUUUCAUGUCUAGGGAGGCUUUGCUGACAACUGUGUUACCAGAGCCCCCAAGUGCUGGCACAGCUGGGGCUGAUGGCACAAACUGCUGUGAGGAGCUGUCAUGUCUCUUCAGAGGUCAUGCUGAUGAGAAAUGGUCAAUCAGGAGGAUGUGUCUCAGUGCUGGGGUGUGUUUAUGCUGGCAAACCUUUGUUGUAUGGACUCUGUGUUAUGUGGUACUGAUGAAGGAGAUGAUGUGGGAAUUGUUCCAUCUGUUCUCUUCGUACUUUUUGCCAGUGUAACAGGUUUGGUUUUGAGUACAAAGUAUCACAGUCUUAUAGCUGACAGUAAUAGUGUACUUGUGCAGCUAAGAUUUAAUUAGCCCACAGCCCUGUUUCUAUCGAGUAACAGCUAAAUCUAAGUACAAGAAGUAGCUUUUGUCAAAUGCAAGAUCUAGUUUGGGGAAAAACCUGUAAUUUUGAGCCUCUUUAUCAUCAGAUACUGCCAUCAGAGGCUGGAACUCUGAGUUAUUUGUGUGUGCCUGAAGAUAUGUCAUGUACCUGUCUGCAUGUUUUCUUUAUUGCAAUCUUGUCAAAAGCAAUAUUUUUAAGGAAAUAGGUUUUUUUCAAGGGCACAUAUUAGAUUCUGGUCAACAUCUGGUUAAUGUUUGUUAUUAAAAACUUAUUUCUGUCUGGCAUUGCAAAAGACACAAAUAGAAAGCCCAUGUUUUUGUAACUAAAGGCACUAUGGACAACUUUACAAAAGCUUAUAUAGCUGGCCUAUGUUGUGUUUCAGCUAUAUUUGGUAACACAAUAGAAUGCUUUUGGAAGAGAUAUUAGAUGCUGAAAUAGUAAUUCCAAAUAUAAAUGAGGUCCCUAAGGCAUGAAUGUAAUGUCUUGCUUAUAACUUUAAAUUACUUUUUUAUAGUUAAAACUAGCAUGUCUAGUGGCUAAUUAUAAUGUACCCUGAUGUUAUGCCCAACCACCUCCUUUUCUGUCUUUUUCACAUGCACCACUUAUCCUCCUAGGCCUUCAUUUCAUAAAGGAUUAAGUGCAUUGGAGUGUUACUAAACAAAAAAAA